Glarea lozoyensis ATCC 20868 is the source of this 756-nucleotide messenger RNA. RefSeq lists its product as uncharacterized. NCBI's taxonomy places the organism in Eukaryota, Fungi, Ascomycota, Leotiomycetes, Helotiales, Helotiaceae. The record is from RefSeq and is a predicted model, not a curated record. Bases 1 to 756 code for a protein of 251 amino acids. The transcript has a single exon.
AUGCCACGACUACAAUCACUCGCUCUCCCUCCUGCAUUACCAUCAGAACUCCUAACCUACGUCCUAGCGCACCAAGCCCACCCAACAACCCUCAUAAUCUGCCAACCCCGCUCCAACUUCCUCACCUCCCUCCUCAAUUCCAUCGACCAGACCUCACCCAUUUCAAAUCCCUCCGCGACUGACGACCCCUCCUCCGCCCCAGCAGAACCAUCGCCAGUACAUCCUCUCCUCAUACCAACGCUACAUCAGAUAGCAACAUCGAGGUCCGUGAAAGUGGUGUUCAUCCCUACAGUCUCGCAUCUACGCGCUUACCUCGCUGCUUUUGGCGAAGAGGAUCGAGUCGCAUUGCCGGUACCACAGUUCGAGAAACAAGGGAAGAACAGUCCGUUGAUUGUUGUGUAUGGGCUUGUGGGAUUGCAUCGGGAUACCUCUGAGUGGAGUGCACAGGGGUUGGGGAAUAGUGUUUCUGCGUUAGUGGAGGUGGGCGAAAGGUGUGGAAGGAGAGUGGUUUGUUUUGAGGAGCGAGAGGAUGAGAUUUCAGGUGAUCUGCAAGAGUUAGAAGAUGAGGAGGAGGAGAUUGAGAGUCGGAGGUGGAAGGAGGUGUGUAAGGUUUGGGAACAGAGGGUACCUAUGUUGAAUGGAAGUGUUAGAAGAGCGGGAAUGGGCAGUGAAGACGAGGCUUGGAGUGGCCGGACUAUUGAGGCCGGCAGAAUCUUUGGAAGAUGGUUUAGAUUCGAGAAAGCGGACUGGGUGUAA